Molecule: messenger RNA, 639 nt
Organism: Phalaenopsis equestris
Lineage: Eukaryota; Viridiplantae; Streptophyta; Magnoliopsida; Asparagales; Orchidaceae
Product: cysteine-rich and transmembrane domain-containing protein A-like
Exons: 3
Coding region: 175-417 (80 amino acids)
Cellular component (GO): plasma membrane
Source: RefSeq, a predicted model, not a curated record
GAUUAGCAUUAAGAAGCAGCCUUCCCGUGAAACAAUAUUAAUAAAGAAAGAAAAAGUUAUAAAUACAGUAGCAACAGCUCCACAAUUUUCAUUCAGCUCUUCAUCUCUUUUCAUUGUUUACUUGUUCUUAUACCAGUUGACUGUACUUGAAGUUGUCUUCUUAAUUCAGAAAACAUGAGUUCCUAUUCCCAGGGUAAUCCUCAAGCCUAUCCCUCAACACCAACCUCGUACCCUCUACAAGGGCAGGCGUACCCACCGACAUCAUAUGUUGCACCACCUCCUAUGGGCUACCCAACUGCUGACUCUUCUUCUUACUCCCAACAGGUACCAUCUGAUACUAAGAAUCGCGGCGACGGUUUUUGGAAAGGAUGUUGUGCUGCAUUGUGUUGUUGCUGCGUGCUUGACGCAUGCUUCUAAGGAGAGAAUUUAUGAAUGACUUUUGUCAGCAUUAUAGUGCAGCUUUACCACGGAGAAUUAUAGAAUUCUCAGGAGAUAUGAUAAGGGAGUUUUAGUCUUACAUUGUAUUAGUGGCUUAUUUGUGUAUGUAAUCUAAACUAGUUAGCAAUACAGUAACCAAUUUGCUCUGUUGAAUUAUUAGAAUUUUCAUAAGAUAUACCACUUUAGCUGUAAUCUUAUACA